AUGAAGGCAGAGGUGCGUUGCCAGUCGCUCUACUACUCCUACGGGCCAGAUCAAACGCCGGCUGGCCAACCCCGCGUGAACCAGGUGUACACCUUCCGCGCCCAGAAGAAGCCCAAGAAUGCGAUCGAUCCUCAGCGAGAGCGUGGUGAAAAAGGUGCGCUCGACUACGUAGUGACCAGCAUCAUCCCCUUCCUUGUGAACUACUUUGGCAAGUACUACAACCGCAAGGACGCCGCCAUACGCCACAAGGUGGUGGUGGCGGACUACAUGGUGGACGGCCUCUCUUCUACGCCAAGGGACUGA
Acanthamoeba castellanii str. Neff is the source of this 303-nucleotide messenger RNA. RefSeq lists its product as uncharacterized. The transcript has 4 exons. Lineage: Eukaryota; Discosea; Longamoebia; Acanthamoebidae. The record is from RefSeq and is a predicted model, not a curated record. The coding region runs from base 1 to 303 and encodes 100 amino acids.